Prorocentrum cordatum is the source of this 1126-nucleotide messenger RNA. The record is from the annotation of a GenBank genome assembly. NCBI's taxonomy places the organism in Eukaryota, Dinophyceae, Prorocentrales, Prorocentraceae.
GUCUGGCGACGACACCAGUGACACCGACACGUGGGACGCGAGCAUCUGCCACAGCACAGACGUGCUGCCAGACUACUCCGCGAGCCAGGCCGGCGCCCGCGGCGCCUCGGCGGGCGUGGCCGCCCCGGCGCCCGCCAGGCACAAGCCCUGUGCCGGCGGCGGGGGCGCGGCCCCGGCGGCCGCGGCGGCGGCAGCUGCAGGGCGGCCGCGCCCCUACGGGCUGCGGCGCCGCGGGGCGGUCCGCGAUGCGCCCGGCGACGUCCCUCCGCGGCUGCACGCGGCCCCUCGCGGCGGUGCUUUAGGGUGCACGCACGGAGCCCCGCCUGGCGCUGCAGCGGCCCUGGAGCCAGCGAGGGCCCCGCACGAGCGCUGCCACGCGGCCAUGCCGCCGGGGCCCGUGCCCGGCGCCAGCGAGGAGGACGCGGCGGCCCCUGCAGCCUGGCCACCGCGCGCUGCCAGCGGAGAGGGCACAGGGGGCGCAGCGGCCUCCCCCGAGGGCGCAGCGGCCUCCGCGGCGGCCCGCCCAACGCACGCCGCCGGCGGCGAGGGCGCCGCGCCCCGCUCGGGCCGCUCGCCGCUCGGCUCGGGGCGCUGCGCCGCGGCGGCUGCGCCUGUGCCGGUGCCGCUGCCGGCCGCGCCGCCGGGGACGUGGGGGCCGUGGGCCGCGCGGCGGCCGCCGCCGCGCGUGGGGCGGUUCGCCCGCGGGGAAACUGGCGGGGCAGCGGCCGCAGUGUGCAGCGGCGCGGGCGGGGAGCUGCCGCGGGGCGGUGCGGGCGUCGAGGCGUGGGCCGCCGCGGGCACGGAGGCGCCGCGGGUCGGCGGGGGCACGGUGGCGCAGGCCGACGCGGGCGAGAGCACCGAGGUGCAGCUGGACGGCUUCGAGGCGGCGAGCGCGGGUACGCUUGUCUGCCGGCCUCGUGUUCGACUGCGCGACCGCCGCCAUCGUAACCGCCCUGUGGCCCCCUCCUCCGGCUGCUCCCACGGCGGAGGGAGCGGGUCCGUGCCGGUGGCCUGCCGCUCGAGCUGGGCGGCGCGGGGAGUGCGGUGGGCCGACCUCGAGGAGGAGGCGGAGGAGGAGGCACAGCGUGUCGACCUGGCAGAGUUGGAACAUGGGGGAGGAUGGUGA